AUGAAUUCAGAUAUUUUCCCUGAACCACCAUCCGAUACCAUCGAUUGGUCUUCCCUUGGAAGCCAAGGCGUAGAAUUUCCCACUUCUCAUGUGGAAUGCACCUACUCCCCUACAACAAGCUCCUGGAGCGCACCCACAGUGAUCAACAACCCAAAUCUUCAAAUCAACGGCUUCGCAGUGGGACUAAACUACGGAGGACCAUAUUAUGAGUCCCUUACCGCCCGACGUACGCGAGAUGACCGCAUCCUUCUCUUCCGGCCCCACGAUCAUGCCCGUCACUUAGCAGAUGCUGCAGCGGCGGUAGGCAUGACGGCUGUCCCCGAGCACAUCUUCCUAGAGUGUGUUAGGAAGGCAGUAGCAAUCAAUAAUUCCUAUGUACCUCCGCCUCAGACAGAUGCGGUCCUCUAUAUUCGCCCGUUUCUGUUUGGCCCUAGUGUUCCUCGCAUUCGCGAUUCUCCGGCGCAGUAUACAUUCUGUGUGUUUGUGCGUCCAGGUGUGGUGUAUCCGCGGACAGCGGCGCAGAAUACAAUAGUCCUGGGCGAUGGUGGUGCUGAUGAUGUUCCCACUGCAGCGGAGACCCGGAAAUGCUCUCGAACUGAAAUUUGGGAUGAGGGGUGGAAAAGGGGUUUGGGGGGUACAGGGCAGAUAGAUGGUCGACAGGCAGAACGGGAUGGUUAUACUAUGAAGCUACAGCUGGAAAACACCCGACAUGGGUCAUUCAUCAACGGGUUCACAGCGUCCGCAUUUAUUGGGGUGCAGGAAGAGCACGGUAGAUUUACGUUGAUGGUGCCGAGACAUCCCAGCCGGAGCAUCAUUAGUGAUUCUUGCGUUGCAAUUGCUAUACAACUUGGGUGGAAGGUGAAGAUUGGGCCGAUUUCGGUCGAUGACAUCGAUACCCUGUCCGAAGUCAUUGGCACCAGUACAUGGCACUGGCUGCUCCCCAUUCGACUGAUAUUCUGUCCAUCGGCCCGGCAGACAGUAGCAGGACCUGGGUGUCGACUGCUGCGCAUUGCUAUUGGAAAAAUCAUGGGUGGGGAAGUCUCGGACAUAUGGCAAUGGUGUGUGCCACUGAUGAAGGCGGAUCAAUCUCCUGGCUGA
Messenger RNA from Aspergillus eucalypticola CBS 122712, 1098 nucleotides. Its product is annotated as branched-chain amino acid aminotransferase. The record is from RefSeq and is a predicted model, not a curated record. Gene Ontology annotation, biological process: branched-chain amino acid metabolic process. Gene Ontology annotation, molecular function: branched-chain-amino-acid:2-oxoglutarate transaminase activity. Lineage: Eukaryota; Fungi; Ascomycota; Eurotiomycetes; Eurotiales; Aspergillaceae. The coding region runs from base 1 to 1098 and encodes 365 amino acids. The transcript has 6 exons.